Caretta caretta (loggerhead turtle) is the source of this 3572-nucleotide messenger RNA. RefSeq names its product G protein-coupled receptor 152 (gene GPR152). Gene Ontology annotation, molecular function: G protein-coupled receptor activity. The record is from RefSeq and is a predicted model, not a curated record. Gene Ontology annotation, biological process: G protein-coupled receptor signaling pathway. NCBI's taxonomy places the organism in Eukaryota, Metazoa, Chordata, Testudines, Cheloniidae. Gene Ontology annotation, cellular component: plasma membrane.
CAGAGACGGGGCAGCGAUUGGACACCAGGCGGGGGCUCGCUUCAUCCUAACCCCUGCCUGAAUCUCACUGCAGACACUUCGGGCUGGCCCGCCUGGUGCUGCCCAUGCUGAGACUGCUUGGAGGGGUGGAUGGAGCCAUUUAACACCUCGCACGCCAAUGGGACGGAACCCUUUAUACCGGCAUCAUGGCGAGCAGCCUUCCUGAUCGGCACGCUGGGCAUCGGGCUGCCAGCCAACACCUUCAUCAUCUGGCUGACAGGGUGGCGGCUGCAGCGCCGGGGCCUGUCCGUCUUCAUCCUAAGCCUUGCCACCUCUGACUUCCUCUUCCUCUCCGUCACGGUCACGCAGAUCAUGGAGACCCUGCAGGGCGACAGCUGGGUGCUGGGCGCCCCCAUGUGCCGCCUGCGCCACUUCCUCUAUGACUUGAGCUACCACUGCAGCCUCUUCCUGCUGGCCGCCCUCAGCGUGGACCGCUGCCUGCUGGUGCUGCUGCCCCUCUGGUACCACUGCCACCGCCCCCUGCGUCUCUCCAGCUACAUCUGCCUUGGUGCCUGGCUGGUGGCCGCCCUGCUCAGCAUCAAGGGCUUUAUCUUCGCCGACGUCGUCCUGUGGCCGGACGGCGUGCUCGCCUGCAGCAACAUCCGAGGCAAAUACGAAUGGCCCCUGCGCCUGCUAGAGGUGCUGCUAGAGGGACUCUUCCCCUUCACCAUCAUGGUGAUCACCCAUGCUGCCACCUUGGCCCGCACCUUCCGGCGCCACACUCGGCCCCCCAGCCAGUUCUACCGCAUCGUGGCCGCCACCCUGUCGGCCUAUGUGCUGCUCAACCUCCCUUUCCAGAUCAUCCAGCUGCUCUUCCUGGCCUCCUGGGAGCACGAGGAGUUCAACAGUCGCAUCUUCCCCUUCAUGGUCUACUUCGGCUACCUGAUCAACCUCAACAGCAGCAUCAAUCCUCUCAUCUACAUCUUCUUCGGCUCCAACGUCUGCACGGGCUGCAGCCGCUACACAACCUCCUCCCUUGCCACAGCCCUCACCAAGGAGCAAGGGAAGAGUCCUGGGGACACACCCAGCAAGUCCUUCUCAGCCUAGCCCUGCCAGCAAGGCUAAGCUCCAUGGCCCAGCCCCUGCUCUGGCACAGCUCCAGUCACCAGUUGAGUGGUCACUGGCUCCCCUGACAGGGCCUGGCCACAAGGAGGGGGGUCUGUGCACAAUUGUAGGUUUACUAUGUAAAUGGAUACAAGGUGGGGCUUGGUCAGGGACAACCAGCUCCAGGUAGCCACCAGGGGAAGUCACACCAGUGCUAAGGCCCAGUUUGCCCCCAUAUUUUCCCAACCUAGACAAGCUCCAGCGGGGACAGAUCCUCAGCAGAUGCAAACCAGGCCCAGCUCCACGUGCAGGUCAAUGACCUGGGAACACCAGGCCCUAGGCAAGGCAAUGUAAACACUGACGUGGCUGCAGCUGCCAACCCAUAGGUGCCAGGAAACACUGCGGGGAAGGGGACUCUGCCCCUUUGGGACUAUUUGUGCCUGGCAAUCUUGCCUUUAGGUGUGCCUCCCAGAUCACUGUGUUUUAAUACAGUGGCUGUUCUGCACACUACAGCUAGCUACCCAGCACUGAGGGUACAGGUGCCCCCCUAACUCUGUCCCCUAGGGCCCCUGCAGCCUGACCAUUCUGACCUGCCGAAAGCAGGCCCAGUCUCCUCUUCGCACACAUGACUAUGACACAGAAGCUGCAGUCCAGGUGUAUGCGGGGGAUGGAAUUAGAACCACACACCUGAAUGGUCAGAAUUAAGGCCAUGGGGCUGCCCUGGGGAUCCCCACCUUCCCACACCCACCAGGGGGCAGGUACUGCUCCCCCCUACCGCUUCAUGGGGGCAGGACACCCCAUAGAGGGCCACACCCCACGGCUUUAAUUCUGACCCCUUGGGCCUGUGGUUCUUUAAUUCUGACCUUCUGAGCUGGGGGGGGCCACACACACACAGCUCCUCCUCAGUUGCCUCCAGCAGGGUGUCCAGUGUGUGGGCCUGGCUGCCCACCAGCACCUCCUGCUAGGGACUCAGAGCCACCUUUUGCCCUCAUCAGGAGGGAGUGGGGUAGAAGAGGUGCCCUGGAGAUGCGCUGAGCUCAUGUCAGCCUAGGGGCUCUCAGGUGAGUGACCGCAGGUAGGGACAUGGGGGAUCAAGGGGAGAAGGGUUCCCCCUGCUGAGUAAUCUCAGCCACACUGACACAGGGGUAGGGGGCUGAAAGCUGCAUCACAAGGUGUUGGAGGGGGAAGUGAUUUUCUCCUACCCCCAGCCAGGGGCACGCCCACAUUUCCAGGGAGCUAAGUGCAUGGCAAAAGGGGGAUCCAUCCGGGGCCUUGGGAUCCAGACUCCAGUUAGUGUGUAUCUGCCCAGUGACCCCAGUAGGAAGAGAGAGGAGCUGCAAAUUCAUUCCUGGAGUGAAGAAUGAGGAAGCAGGACAAGAACUCCCCUUUCCCACGCAGGCCACUGGCAGAAGUGAUUGAACCCGUGACCUUGGGAGCUAAAAACAUAAGCCUCUACUGCUUGAACUAAUCUCCCUGCUCUGGGAGUGGAUGGGUCACUACAAAAAGUAAUUUUCCCUCCCUUGGUAUUCACCCCUUCUUGUCAACUGUUGAGAAUAGGCCACUUCCACCUUAAUUGAAUUGGCUCGUUAGCACUGACCCCCCCCACCACCACUUGGUAAGGCAACUCCCAUCUUUUCAUGUGCUAUAAUAUAUAUUCUGCUUAUUGUAUUUUUCACUCCCUGCAUCUGAUGACGUGGGUUUUAGCCCACAAAAGCUUAUGCCCCAAUCAGUUUGUCUCUAAGGUGCCACAAGGACUCCUCCUUGUUUCUGCUGAUUCAGACUAACGCAGCUACCGCUCAGGAACUUGCCCCUGCUCUGUUAGCUACAGGUGGAGCAGGCCCAGCAAGCUGUAGCGAAGACCCAGGCACCCCAGCAAGAGCAGAGCACCAGGCAGAACGAGCCUGAGUGACAAUAGCUCCCCUCAGUCCGAUUCCACUCCCCUCCUUGGGGCCGCAUUCUGCCCCCACAGGCCACUGGUCACCUCCUACAGUCGCAGUUGCUGGUUCUUUACGGGCCCCUCUCAGGGCUCCUUUUACCCAGCGGUGCCAGGUUAGGGUGGGGACCUCAUCUGUGUGUGCCUUCUGGGCUGCAAGGAGAGUGUGAUCACCCAUUCAUUGUAUUUGCUGUGCUGCCAUGUCCAGCACCAGUGGAUUUGGUGGCCAUGUGGCUUGGGGUGGCCUGUACAGAUGCUGCUUGGCUACCUGCUGCACCCCAUAUGCUAGCAAGCUUUUGCUCUGCUCUAAGGCCGCUGCGCCAGUCCAGCUAGGGACAGGGAAGUGUUAAAGCUGCUGUCACCCCAUGAGAGGAACAUCCUGGCCCGGGGAGCAUGUCUGACAGCCCACUGCGGGUCUGCCCUCUGUUGGCCCAGGCUCCGCGAGGGGUGCUGAGACAGACCUGUGGCCGUACGUCCUGCACACUCAGCGCCCUCCCCAGCCCCACACAUGUGUGUUUGUGUGAUGUCGCUUGUCCUCUGGUUUUAUUAAAUGUGU